AGUGCAGAGAUUAGGGUAGAAGGACAGGGGCAUGAUGCUAUGUUUUCUGAGUUGGUGAGGAAGGACAGGCAGGGGUCAAAACAUAAAUGUAGCCAGUUAGAGGAUGUGUCUAUUUCAAUGCUAGGAGUAUUAGGAAUAAAAGGGAUGAACUUACAGCAUGGAUCAGUAUGUGGAACUACGAUGUUGUGGCCAUUACUGAAACUUGGUUGGAGGAAGGGCAGGAUUGGAUGAUGCAGGUCCCAGGGUUCAGGUGUUUUAAAAGGAAUAGGAUGGGAGGUAGAAAAGGGGAGGGGUAGUGGCAUUGCUGGUCAGGGAUAUUAUCACGGCUAUAGAAAGGGAGGACACUGCAGAGGGACUGUCCACUGAGUCAGUCUGGGUGGAAGUCAGAAAUAGGAAGGGAUCAAUCACUGUGCUGGGAGUAGUCUAUAGGCCCCCAAAUAGCCCUCGAGACACCGGGGAGCAGAUAAGCAGGCAGAUUUUAGAAUGGUGCAGGAAAUACAGGGUUGUAGUUAUGGAUGAUUUCAACUUCCCUCAUAUUGACUGGCACCUCCUGAGUGCAAAGGGGAUAGAUGGGACUGAAUUUGUCAGGUGUGUUCAAGAAGGAUUCCUGACACAGUAUGUGGACUGGCUGACGAGAGGAGAGGCUAUACUGGAUCUAGUUCUGGGUAAUGAACCUGGUCAGGUGACAGACCUCUUGGUGGGGGAGCAUUUUGGUGAGAGUGACCACAACUGUCUUAGCUUCAGCAUAGCUAUGGAAAGGGAUAAAAUCAGACAAAAUGGGAAAGUGCUUAACUGGGGAAGGGCUAACUAUGAAGGGAUGAGGCAGGAACCAGCAAGAGUAAACUGGAAACAGAUGUUCAAGGGUGAAAGCACAGAAGUAAUGUGGAGGAAGUUUGGAGACCACUUGAGCUGGGUUCAGGAUAGUUUUGUCCCACUGAGACAAGGAAAAAAUGGUAGGAAAAGGGAACCGUGGCUGACGAAACAUGUGAGGCAACUCAUCAAGAGGAAGAAGGAAGCAUAUGUUAGAUAUAAGAAGUAGGAAGCAGGAGGGGCUCAUGAGAAAUAUAGGAUAGCCAGGAAGGAGCUUAAGAAGGGACUUAGGAGAGCUCGAAGGCGGCAUGAGAAGGCCUUGGCAUGUAGGACUAAGGAGAACCCCAAGGCGUUCUAUGCUUAUGUGAAGAAUAGAGGAUGACAAGAAUGAAGUUGAGGCCACUAAAGGAUAAAGAAGGCAACAUGUGUCUGGAGGUAGUGAGGUUGGGGAAGUCCUAAAUGAAUACUUUGCUUCAGUAUUCACAAGUGGAAAGGACCUUGAUCAGGAUGAAGUCAAAAUAGAACAAUCCUGUGUGCUGGACAAUGUGGAGAUUAAGGAAGAAGUGUUGGAUCUUCUUGAAAACAUCAAGAUUGAUAAGUCCCCAGGGCUGGAUAUGAUAUACCCCAGGUUGCUGUGGGAAGUGAGAGAAGAGAACGCUGGAGCAGUAGCUAUGACCUUUGAAUCCUCUUUGGCUGCAGGGGAGGUGCCGGAGGAUUGGAGAAUGGCAAAUGUAGUUCCCUUGCUUAAGAAAGGUAAUAGGGAGAAUCCUGGGAACAAUAGACUGGUGAGUCUUACAUUGGUGGUCUGCAAACUAUUGUAAAGGAUUCUUAAGGAUAGGAUCUACAAGCAUUUGGAGAAGUACAGUCUAUUCAAGGAUAGUCAACAUGGCUUUGUGAAGGGAAGGUCAUGCCUCACGAGCCUAAUUGAGUUUUUUGAAGAGGUUGCCGUUGCCGAUGGCUGUUGGCGGGGGUGUCUUAAUACGCUCGGCAGUGGAUGGUGCUCGGAGAAGCUGUGCCAGAGGGGAUGGUCGGAGGCUCGGAGGUUCGACAGACUCAGAGUCCGCUGUGGUCAGGUCGCUUUCACUGUGUGCUGUGUCUGCGAGGCUGGUUUCGACGGAGCUUUCAGAGUGUGCUGUGUCUGCGAGGCUGAGUCAGGCGGCGCCAUGGAAAUCCAUAUCGGGGGUACUCCCUUAUGCUGCUGGCGUGGGAUGGAUGCUGCUGGACAUUAAGAACGUAAAGUCCUACAGUUCUAACCCAUCGGCGAAUCGCUUGUUGGCGGGGAAACUGGAGGAGCCGGACUUGAAGUGGACCUUGUUGCUGGAGAGGCGUCGGAGUCAGUGCACGGAGGCGGUGUGCAGUCUAACAGCGAGCGAUUCUCUCAGUCGCCAUUCUUGUGAUCACAGGACCCUUUUGGACGCUGAUACAGUACGGUUACAGGCGCUUCCGGCCCAGCAGACUAAUGCCCAUGUGGUCAUGUCACGAUGUGCGCUGGCAAUAUUCGUAUCCAAGUGCAGAGGAAAGACAGACUCCGGUGUAGGCUUGGUGACAGGAAUUUAUUCAAAAUAAUUCCAAAACAACAGCGGUGGCUCAGCUGAGCAGAUCCACAAGAAGUGACUUUCUCAAAAUUAGGACCCUGUGAUUAGUGCUCAUUGGGUAUCCGCUUACAUUAUACAAGUGACAUGGAAUCCCCGAGACUAUCAAAAUAAACUUAUAAAGCUUAAACAGAAAAAAAACAAGGAAACUACAUUACAAAGAGCAAGUCACUCAAAAAAAACCCCACAAGGAACUCUAAAUGAUUAGCGACUUCUAUUCUUUUUCAAUAUUUUUAUUAAUUUCUACAUAGAAGAAUUCAGAGGUCAAGAAAAUACAUAUUAUAAAACAAAAGAAAGAUAUUUUAAUACCAAUUAUAUUUGAAUCACAUCGACGAACACCUUACCCUAUGUUCAUGCAGAUUAGAUUAAUCCAUAUGUUGAGAUAUGAAUAAUAUUUUAUAUAUAUAGAAAAAUAAAUCUUUAUCCACUACCAAAGCCAAAGCUGUUUGGUAAAGGAAAAGGGGAAAAACCUUAUCAGAUAGUGAAAUAUGCUAUUAACCAGCAUCUGUACUUUAAUGGGAAAUCAAAGGUUUUGAAAAUAAUUCAUAAACAGUCCCCACAAAUUUUGAAAAUCUUGGUUAGAUUUAGAAAUUGAACAAUGAACCUUUUCUAAAUUUAAGCAUGCCAUAACACCCCGUAAGCACUGAGCGUGAUUAGGCGGAGACGACUUUUAUUAAACAGCAAUUAACCAAUUCAGCUGCUCUAAAAACCUCAGAGCUCUCUGGCGCCACACACAGGCCUGAAGCGCUCAUUACAGGCCAUUAACCUACUAACAUGUACACUUUUGUAAUGGGGAAGGAAAUCAGAGCACCCUAAUGAAACAUAUGCAGUCACAGGGAGAAUGUACAAACUCCUUAUGGACAGAAGCAGAAAUGAACCCGGGUCUCUGGCACUGUAACACUUCCAUGCUGUCCUAAACAGCUAGGUGGACAAAAAGAGUAGAUUGGACUUACUGCACUGAAGGACUCAAGCA
Molecule: messenger RNA, 3375 nt
Organism: Hypanus sabinus (Atlantic stingray)
Lineage: Eukaryota; Metazoa; Chordata; Chondrichthyes; Myliobatiformes; Dasyatidae
Exons: 3
Coding region: 1765-2376 (203 amino acids)
Source: RefSeq, a predicted model, not a curated record